Molecule: messenger RNA, 3159 nt
Organism: Strongylocentrotus purpuratus (purple sea urchin)
Lineage: Eukaryota; Metazoa; Echinodermata; Echinoidea; Camarodonta; Strongylocentrotidae
Product: tubulin epsilon chain-like
Exons: 13
Coding region: 89-1543 (484 amino acids)
Biological process (GO): mitotic cell cycle; microtubule cytoskeleton organization
Cellular component (GO): cytoplasm; microtubule
Molecular function (GO): GTP binding; structural constituent of cytoskeleton
Source: RefSeq, a predicted model, not a curated record
UCGAUCGGGCUCUCCUCUUUCACACACAGUCACAGUGGUGCACAUCGAAAGAUUGUCUCUUAAAUGUCUAUACCAAGUCUAUUCGAAUAUGACACAGUCCAUAGUCGUUCAAGUUGGCCAGUGUGGCAAUCAGAUUGGAUGUCGCUUCUGGGAUCUGGCCCUCAGAGAACAUGCCACCUACAACAAGAAGGGCAUCUUUGAUGAAUCCCUCAGCAGUUUCUUUAGGAAUGUGGAUGCCAGAUAUAGCAACCCUCUUGAUCUUGGUAUUGGUGAUGGAAAACAAAAGAUCACAAGCCUCAAAGCCAGGGCAGUCUUGAUCGACAUGGAGGAGGGGGUGGUCAAUGAGCUCUUGAAGGGCUCCCUCAGGGAUGUCUUUGAUCACAGGCAGUUUCUCACAGACGUCUCGGGCUGUGGCAAUAACUGGGCUGUAGGUCAUAAGCUGUAUGGUAGCCAGUACCAGGAGCAGCUGGAGGAGUGCAUCAGAACGGCCGCAGAAUGCUGUGACUGUCUCCAGUGUUUCUUCAUCAUGCACUCCAUGGGAGGAGGUACUGGAUCUGGGGUAGGGACAGCUGUCCUAAGUCAACUCCAAGAUCUUUUUCCAGAUGUGUACAGGUUUGUUACUGCUGUGUACCCUAGCAGUGAUGAUGAUGUGGUCACUUCACCAUACAACAGUGUGCUAGCUAUGAGGCAGCUUACAGAGUAUGCAGACUGUGUCAUGCCCAUCGAGAAUCAGGCUCUCUAUGACAUCUGCCAAAAGGUUUACCAGGCUCAACCCCAGGAACAAGGGGGCAAGCGUACCUACCCAGCAGGGUCAGGCCAGGUUAAAGGUCAAGGGAGUGUGGUGUCCGGGGCAGGGGGAGCCACCAAGGCUGGCCAGGAGAAACCGUUUGAUCACAUGAACAACAUUGUGGCCAAUAUGCUGCUGAAUCUUACCAGUUCUUCAAGAUUUGAGGGGUCCUUGAAUGUGGAUUUGAAUGAGAUUAGCACCAACUUGGUUCCCUUUCCACGCCUGCACUACCUCGUCACAAGCCAGACACCCCUCUAUACAUCAAGCAGCCUUAGGAUCCCAGCAAGGAGAUUAGACCAGAUGUUCACUGAUGCAUUCAGCCGAGAAAAUCAAAUGCUGAAAGCUGACCCCAAGAAUAGCAUGUACUUGGCAUGUGCCCUCAUGUGUCGUGGGAAUGUACAGGUUUCGGACAUACGUCGUAAUAUAGACAGGUUACGUCCGUCCCUGAAUUUCAUCCACUGGAACACGGAUGGCUGGAAGACUGGUCUGUGCUCCGUGCCUCCAGUGGGUCAUCCCUAUUCCCUCUUGACCCUGGCCAACAACACCUGUCUCAAGACAAACUUCUCUGAUCUACGAGAUAGAUUCAGCAGGCUCUACAAGAGGAAGGCUCAUAUACAUCACUACACCAGUGUAGAAGGCAUGGAUGUGGGUGAAUUCAAGGAGAGUCUGGAGUCUUUAUCAUCCCUCAUUGAGGAGUAUCACAAACUAGAUACGGCUCAGGCUCAACAGGUUCCUCGCCUCAACAUUGCAUCGUGAUAGUUUCAAAUGUAAGGCUCUUGUAGAGGAGAAUUAUGAGCUGGAGACAGCUGUUCCGGUUCCUCUCCUCAACAUAGAAUCUUGAUAGUGUCAAGUGUGCAGCUCUCAUGGAGGUGUAUCCGAAGCUUGAGAUGGCCCAAGCACUGCCACUUCCUUGUCUCACCAUCGCGUCUUGAAAUGCUUCCAGUCUGGUGUCCAUUUUGAGGAGUACCGUCAGAAAAGGUGCCACAGGGGUAGGAUAUUCCUUGCCUCAACGUCGCAGAUGGUAAGCUUCAGAAGUCCAGUAUUCCAGAGGUGUAUCAAUACAGGGAGAUGGCACAUGUCCCAUUCCUCACCUCAACAUCACAUCAUGAGAGGCUUCAUGUGUGGUUCCGUUGUUGAGAAAGCUGGAGAUGGAACAAGCGAGCCCUAUUCCUUGACUCAAUCUCGCCACAACAUCAUAUCUUAACCAAAUUCUAGUUGGCUUUUGGACGUUGUUGAGGAUUAUCGGAAGCCAUAGGUGGCAAAGGCACAACCUGCUCUUUGACUCAACAUUGCAUCACAGAAAACAGUCAGUCAUUCCCCGAUUGCUGCCUACAUAUGUGUUGGCUCUUGCUGGGGUUUCAAGAUAUCUCCUUUAAAUGGGGAGUGGAGAGACUCUUUCUAUGCUUGAGGCCUGAGCAUGGAAACUAUAAUGCAUACAAGUAUGAGCAUUGCUUUCAGGAAGAACAGUCUGGAGGAGUAUUUGUUUGCACAUAUUGAGCCUAGCAGUGACAGGCAAUCUGUCUGAGGUCAUAUGACAUUUCGUAGUCGCAGGUCAGGUCAAAAUUAAAAGAUUCAACAUUUUCAACAUAGUGCUUUCCCUAAAUUUCUCUAAAACACCUUCAAUUAUGAUUUGCUUGCCCUUGCAUGUCCUAGAAUUUAUUAUGUUAUUUUUCUGAAUCUUUAUUUAUAGAAACAAGCAAUACCUCUAAAUUAGAAAAACAGUGAAAUAUGUUUUUAAAUUGAAUGAAAUUAAAUGAAAAAAAUUAAGCAGUGGAGGUCUUUGUGUGUCACUGUUGUAUGUGCAAACAUUGUUGUCAAUCAAACUUUCCACGGACAAGCUGGUAGGGGGGGGGGGGUGGUAAUUAAAUUGACCAUAAUAAACCGAGAUUACAUUUCUUUGUAGACUCUGUUGAGUGUAAUGGAAAUUGUCCUGUGCGCAGAUGGAAAUAUCCAUAUUUUGGGAUUUGGUCUGACAUCUGGAUCAAGUUCAGAAUAAUAUCUUUAUUAGUAAAGGCUUGUUCAGAUAUGGCGAGGUAAACCACUGCAAAAAAGCUGCCAUUUCUAUUAAAAAAAAUGUUUAAAUGAAUUGUAACAACGUGCAACAAAGGACUUGCCUCUGUGUUAUAAGAUCCAGAAAUGUGAUGCAUAUUUAAUGCCAUUAAUCUAUCGACAACAACAAAAUCGCAGCUGCAUCAUAUCUGAAUGAGCCUUAACACACCAUGGUCAUAUUCACAGCAAAUGUUACAAUGUUACAAAUAAUAAUGAAUUAAAGGGACAAGUUACAUCUUCAUUUAUAUUUUGGAUUUUUUUUCAGUAAAUAAACAAGUUUAUCAUCCUUGAGAUGAAAUUGAAUUUUUGCUCUCAUCCCUUAA